Anolis carolinensis (green anole) is the source of this 3569-nucleotide messenger RNA. It is a transcript of the gene stpg3, whose product is annotated as sperm-tail PG-rich repeat containing 3. Bases 583 to 1575 code for a protein of 330 amino acids. The transcript is spliced from 6 exons. The record is from RefSeq and is a predicted model, not a curated record. Lineage: Eukaryota; Metazoa; Chordata; Lepidosauria; Squamata; Anolidae.
UUCCUUUGGAAGCCUAUGAAAUACGAUGGGAGGGGAAACUUCUGCUCCUUAGAGGAGCCCACCACGCAUGCGUACUGACGUUCCUUUGGAAGCCUAUGAAAUACGACGGGAAGGCCCGCCGCGCAUGCGUACUGGCGCUCCUUUGAAAGCCUAGGAUAGGCGACGGAAGGGGGAGCUCCCGCUCCUUAGAGGAGUGCGCCGCGCAUGCGUACUGGCGCUCCAUUAGAAGCCUAUGCUUUGAAUCAGUGAUAUGUUGGUGAGACGUUUGUCCCAUUCUAUCCUUGGUGGAUUUUAAGAGGCUCUUUGAUUGCAGGUGAACUAUACAUCCCAAAUGCCAAGGACUAUUUUCCCCAACUUCCAACAGUGUUCAAGUUUGGGCAUAUUGAGUAAGUUUGGUCCAAAUCCAUCAUUGUUUGAGUCCACAGUGCUUUCUGGAUGUAGAUGAACUACAACUCCCAAGCUCAAGCCUCAGGUUCCGUCUGUGCUGCAAUGGAACAGAACCCAAGAACCCACUGAUGUCACACAAGACGCGACCCACCAUUCCGAAAGAUGGGAGAGCACCAACAUCGCUGAGCCGUAGACAUGGAGUAUCAGCUCAUCCACACCAAGUUCUUGGCCCAGAAAUACUUGAACAAACCUUUGCUGUACAAAAGGCAUCCAAAACCCUACCGGGCUCUUUUGGGCGGAGAAACCCACCCAACGCCACUCUUCCCUGACAUCCAUCCUGGAAAACAAAGCAAAGCUCCUACGGAAGGUCGGCUGCAGUUUGUAAUGAACGUUGACAGCCCAGGACCUGCAGCUUAUCCACCCCCCGUCGUGAACUGCAGGGAAAGCAAUGCUCCGGCCUAUACUUUUGGGUGGAAAACACCUCCGAAAGGUACAGGGAAUGGAAAAGAUGGGAGUGUUACGAUGUUUUCCAUGUUUUCCAUUAGCAGAGAAUAUCCCAUAUAUCGUCUCCCCAAUGCUUUUAAUUGUUAUUUCAUUUUAGAUGGCGCUGGCCGCCGGUCCUGGCAAAAAUCCUGGUUCCAGAGCAAGAACCCUUUUAACAGGAAAACUGAUUAUACUCAGGAAACAAAUUGGCCGUCUCCUUUCGACUAUGGACCAACUUUGGGAUCCAUGCUGGUCAACCGGCCCACCAGUCCCAAUUUCACCAUGGGUCGCAAGGGGGAGUUCUCUUGGGUCAACAAAACGACAGUGGAUGACCCAGCACCCAACAGAUACAACACAGACCGGGCCUACAAGCAUGUGCUGUUCCGGUCGCCUUCCUUCAUCAUGGCUCCGGCCCAACACAUUGUGUUUGGAUGGGCAAAAAAAGGUCAAGAUCUAUAUAUAUAUAAAAGAGUGAUGGAAUCCUUCUAUAUAUAUAAGAGUGAUGGAAUCCUGGCGACCGCCAAAACAACAAAACUAAACACCCCACAACCUCGAAAAUUGACAACACAACCCAUCAUCCAUGCCUCUAGGUUGAUACAACAAAAAGAAAAGAAAAAUAAAGUCCUAAUUAGAGGGAGAGGAAGAAUUGUUUUUAUCCAAUUGCUGCCAGUUAGAAGGCUAAGCUGCGCCCACUUGGUCUCCUAGCAACCCACUCACCCAGGGGACAGUCAGAGUUAGGCCUCACUAAGGCCUCUUCCACACUGCCUAUAAAAUACAGAUUAUCAGAUUUUAACUGGAUUAGAUGACAGUGUAGACUCAAGGCCCUUCCACACAGCUAUAUAACCCAUAUAAUCUUAUAUUAUCUGCUUUAACUGGAUUAUCUGGACUCCACACCUUUACCCUUUACCUUAACUACCACCCAUUCCUCAAUACUUUAUUUCCCAUACCACCAGACUUCGCCACAGCAACGCGUGGCCAGGCACAGCUAGUAUUUUUAUAAAUGUUCCUGAAUUACUUUUCCUUCAAACAAGGAGUAGGAAGCACCUACUACAGUUGAUGUUAUACAUUUAGAAGGUUAUAUAUUCCAUCACUGGUCAAGACAACAGCUUUUCUUGUUAUUGGAAAUGGUUUUGCCAUUUGUUUACAUUCUCUUUUAGUAUCUAUAUAUUUUAAGAGUUGUACAUUAAUUUCGCUCCGGUGGCGAAGUGUGUUAAAGCACAGAGCUGGAGACCAAAAGGUCCCAGGUUCAAACCCCGGGAGCGGCAUGAGUGGCCGCUGUUAGCUCCAGUUCCUGCCAACCUAGCAGUUCGAAAACAUGCAAAUGUGAGUAGAUCAAUAGGUACCGCUCCGGCUGGAAGGUAAUAUCUCUCCUUGCAAUUGGCUACAUGACCUUGGAGGUGUCUAUGGACAACGCCAGCUCUUCGGCUUAGAAAUGGAGAUGAGCACCAUAGAAUCAUAGAAUAGUAGAGUUGGAAGAGACCUCAAGGGCCAUCUAGUCCAACCCCCCGCUAAGAAGCAGGAAAUCGCAUUCAAAGCACCCCCGACAGAUGGCCAUCCAGCCUCUGCUUAAAAGCCUCCAAAGAAGGAGCCUCCACCACGGCCCGGGGGAGAGAGUUCCACUGCCGAACAGCCCUCACCGUGAGGAAGUUCUUCCUGAUGUUCAGGUGGAAUCUCCUUUCCUGUAGUUUGAAGCCAUUGUUCCGUGUCCUAGUCUGCAGGGCAGCAGAAAAUAAGCUUGCUCCCUCUUCCCUAUGACUUCCCCUCACAUAUUUGUCCAUGGCUCUCAUGUCUCCUCUCAGCCUUCUCUUCUGCAGGCUAAACAUGCCCAGCUCUUUAAGCCUCUCCUCAUAGGGCUUGUUCUCCAGACCCUUAAUCAUUUUAGUUGCCCUCCUCUGGACGCUUUCCAGCUUGUCAGCAUCUCCCUUCAUCUGCGGUGCCCAAAACUGGACACAGUGUGAUUCCAGGUGUGGUCUGACCAAGGCAGAAUAGAGGGGGAGCAUGACUUCCCUGGAUCUAGACGUUAUUCCCCUAUUGAUGCAGGCCAAAAUCCCAUUGGCUUUUUUAGCUGCCGCAUCACAUUGUAGGCUCAUGUUUAACUUGUUGUCCACGAAGACUCCAAGAUCUUUUUCGCACACACUGCUGUCAAGCCAGGCGUCCCCCAUUCUGUAUCUUUGAUUUCCAUUUUUUCUGCCGAAGUGAAGUAUCUUGCAUUUGUCCCUGUUGAACUUCAUUUUGUUAGUUUCGGCCCAUCUCUCUAGUCUGUCAAGAUCGUUUUGAAUUCUGCUCCUGUCUUCUGGAACCAACCCCAAGUCAGACAUGACUGGACUUAACGUCAGGGGAAACCUUUACCUUUUUAAUGUUAUGAUAUCUCCAUUAUUAUUAUUGGAAGGAUACGUAAGCACAUUUACAUUGGUUAGAAUAACGGCUCAAUCAGAGUUGGGACAGUCUUAUCUUAAAUUAGUUUUAUGUAAAUAUUCAAAAACUACCUACUGAUGCCUCAAUUAAUGUAAUUUUAUUUAUAUCUAUUUUUAAUUUGGUAUUGACCAGUAGCUGCGCCAUUUCCCACCCUCAGCCUUUUCCUUUACUUUACAUUAAUUGUACAAGUAGUCUCACUUAUCCAAGCUAAACGGGCCGGCAGAACCUUGGAUAAGCGAAUAUGUUGGAUAAUAAGGGGGGAUUAAGGAAAAGCCUAUUAAACA